GUAAGUCGCUACCCGACUCUCGGGUGAAGAGCGAUCGGAUAUGUUCUUGCGUAGAGGAAACUGCGAUGCUGAUUACCUCUUGAAUAUCCUCCCGAGUGAGUCCUCACCCAUCCUCUUUAUCCAGGUCAUAUCAGUACAUCCCAGCCACCAACCCGAUUGCAUCACCUCUCGAGUGUUCCUGUGGCCUGUGGUCAAUCCACCCGCAAACCAGGUUGGCAAUGUCGCCCUCAAGCACUCCAGAUCAAUCCCACCUCCCCUCCCAUGAUCGAGUAGUCCCGGGCUCGGUGAACCUUCCACCGGCGCCCUGGCCUCGCACCGCCCCGCUCCCUUCAAAUCCAUCAGCCUUCGGCCCGUCCGCCAUUGCCGCGCAGACCGUCACCGCGCUCAACACGGCGCUAGCAAACGCCGACCCGGCCGCCGUGGCAGCCCUCUUCCUCCCGGAUUCUCCGGAAGCAGAAUGCUCUGAUUCCCCCAAUGCCACGGCAACCGGCUUUUGGCGCGACCACCUUGUCCUGACACUGCAGCUGCGCACCCUCAAGGGCGCCGGCCGCAUCCGCGCCUGGUUGGAGGGCCUCGUCCCCUCGGGCCAUCUGCAGGGUGUCAAGCUGGCGGUGGACGAAUCGUCCGCCUUUCGAGCGCCGCAUGUUGUCGGGUUCCGCCCCGCGCCGGGAACUGGCGAGCAGCAGGUGGAGGGGGUGGCGUUUUUUCUGUCCGUCACCGGCCCGUUUGGCAGCGGCAGGGGCGUGGUUCGCAUGGUGCACACAGACGCCGGCUGGAGGGUGUGGACGCUCUUUACCACCCUUGAGGCGCUACACGGUGUUGAGGAAGCUAGAGGGCCCCGCAGGGAGGUGGGCGUGCAGCAUGGCGCUUGGGUAGGCAGGAAGAGUUGGGAGGAGAGAAGGAGGGAGGAGGUGGAGUUUGUCAGUCCGGAUGGCAAGGAAACAGGGCCGGAGGUGUUGAUUAUUGGUGCUGGACAGGCAGGCUUAAGCAUUGCUGCGAGAUUCAAGAUGCUUGGCGUGUCGGCUCUGGCGAUCGAUUGCAACGCCGCCGUGGGAGACAACUGGCGGAAACGGUACGCCCAGCUCGUUCUGCACGACCCCGUCUGGUACGACCACAUGCCGUACAUUCCUUUCCCGGACUCUUGGCCGGUGUUCACGCCCAAGGAUAAGCUGGCCGACUGGUUCGAGUUCUACGCCAAGGCUUUGGACCUUAACGUGUGGAUGUCUACCAGCUUGUCCUCGUGCAAGUGGGACGACACCAAGAGAGAGUGGACAGUUACUGUCAACCGUGUCAGUCUGCACGAUGGCCAGGUGCAGGCCAGGACCUUCUACCCAAAGCAUAUUGUUCUUGCCACAGGCCAGUUCGGCAAGCCGAAUAUGCCCCAGAUCCCAGGGAUGGAGACAUUCCAGGGUGACAUGCUCUGCCACUCAGCACACUUUGCGGGUGCUAAGCAGUCCGGUAACGGCAGAAAGGCCAUUGUCAUCGGCGCUUGCAACUCUGGGAUGGACAUAUGUCAGGAAUUCUUCGAGAGGGGCUACGAUGUGACAGUAGUGCAGCGCUCCUCCACUUGUGUUCCUUCAAGCCCUGGCGUUUUGAAGAUUACGUUUGGAGGGCUGUACGAGGAAGGGGGCCCGCCCGUUGAGGACAGUGAUAUCUCGACCCAUGGUUGGCCUAGUGAGGUUCUCAAGUCGAUCCAGGUUGAUCUGACUCGGAAGAUGGUGGAGCACGACAAGGAGAUGUUGGAUGGAUUGGAGGAAGCCGGCUUCAAGACUGACACUGGACCGCACGGCGCUGGUAUAUUUGCCAAGUACCUCCAGAAGGCCUCGGGCUACUACAUUGACGUUGGCGGCGCGAAACUGAUUUGUGAAGGGAAGAUCAAGGUCAAGCAGGGUCAAGAAGUGGUGCAGGUUCUGCCAAGAGGGCUGAGGUUUGCCGACGACACCGAGCUGGAGGCGGACGAGAUUGUGUUUGCCACCGGGUACGGUGACAUGAGGACCAUCGCAAAGGGUAUUCUCGGGGACGAGCUCACCGACAAGGUCGGCGGCACUUGGGGAUGGGACGAGGAAGGUGAGAUGAGAACACUCGGGAAGGAGAGCGGCCACCCUGGUAUUUGGUUCCAUGGGGGGAAUCUGGCCUUCUGUAGGUAUUAUUCGAGAUUGUUGGCGCUGCGUAUCAAGGCAGGCCUUGAAGGGUUUGAUGAUAGGGCUUAGAGAGGCACGGCGGGGAACCAUUGAACUAGCUAUUUUCAUUGCUGCUCUGGUGGUACAGCAGAGAGCUCUGUCAUUGUUUUAUUAGCUUUAGAUGCACACCCCUAAAAAGCCUUC
Messenger RNA from Canariomyces notabilis, 2324 nucleotides. RefSeq names its product oxidoreductase-like protein. Gene Ontology annotation, molecular function: flavin adenine dinucleotide binding; monooxygenase activity. Bases 219 to 2210 code for a protein of 663 amino acids. The record is from RefSeq and is a predicted model, not a curated record. The transcript is spliced from 2 exons. NCBI's taxonomy places the organism in Eukaryota, Fungi, Ascomycota, Sordariomycetes, Sordariales, Chaetomiaceae.